Messenger RNA from Cuscuta epithymum, 2881 nucleotides. The record is from the annotation of a GenBank genome assembly. Lineage: Eukaryota; Viridiplantae; Streptophyta; Magnoliopsida; Solanales; Convolvulaceae.
CAAACCCGCAUUCGUUUGUAAUUUUCAUAAUGUAAAUUAUUGGGAUGAGCCUACACAUAUUGGAGAUCAAUAAUGUGAUUUAGGAAGUUGACUUGUUCUAAAUAAAUUAGGAGGAGUACAAAAAGACAUCUUUUGACAAAGAUAAAACAAUAGGACCCAUUUUCCCCAUUUUUGGAAGUAUUGGUAGAUAAUUUGGAUCCCAAAUUAAUUGGGAUCAAUUGGGAACCACUCCACAUGAUUAGAGUACCUACAAAACAAGAAAAUUAAGUGAGGAGACUUACCUUGGCCGCACCAGCUGGAGGAGGGCUGCACAAGACUUGAUUGGAAUCAACCUUGAGACCCACCUUGUCAAUUUCCGCACAAAAUGGUGUGCUGUUUGUCUCCACUCAUUAUGGGAGUUAUACUCGACCAAACAACGUGUAUAAGGUGUCUUUGGAUAGCUUUUGAAGUCUAUUUUCAUAUUUGAGUGGCCACAGUUCGAGAGGAGAAGUCAAUCAUCCAAAAAUCGAUCUGGAACGAGAAGAGGUCUGUGAACUCGAGCUGUGAGAGUGCUGAGACUGUUUGGCCGAUAUCUCGAGUUUUACCAAUCCAAUUAAGGCGUGUGAGAUACCAAAAGAAAGCUCUCAAGACGAGGAAUCCGUGAAGGUCUGGUUUGCAUCAAUCGGAGUAGAGGAAGGCUUCCAAAUCGUCCGAGCAGAACGAGACCUCGCAGGGACGGAUUUACUCUUCUAAGAAUCGAGUUAGCCGGAAAACACCCGUUCUAGGGGCUGUUUUAGUAUCAACGACUCGGGGUUGAAAUAGCAACUUGAGGAGGCUGUUUAGCACCCAUUUUCAAGCAAGGAACUAGUUCCCAAUCUUCCUUGGCCGAGGCUUUAGCCAUUGGAUCGAGAAGGAAGGUUUUAAAGCUCAUUUGAGGUGAGGAUCGACAUCUAGUUGCUUACAACUUGUAGGUUAAGCAUGAGAUUACCUAAAUGCUUAAAUAAUGUUUUCCAUGGAUUAUGAUGAUAACCUAUUGAUGGAAUAUUGAUCUAUUUUCCAAAGAAUGAAAUAAGAAAUGAUUUGGUAAAGUAUUGAUGAAAAUGGAGUUAAAUGAACUAUUGUGUGAAAUAGGCAUUUUACUCAUGUGUGAAUUGUGUAGAUACAUAAAUGAUUAUUUAUGUAUUACAUUGAAUGAUUAAGUUGCUGCUACAUAUCUCUAAAUAUGUAGGGUUUUACAAAUGGAAUAUAUGAUUGAUAAGAAUAAUCUUAAUAGUAUUGAAAUACUAGUUAAUGAUUGUUGAAAUUGUUGAAGAAUUGAAUCUAAGGAUUUGAUUGUAAUUGAUGAACUUGAUUGUGAUGCAAGUGACUAAAUUGAUGUAAUGUGAUGCUAAGACCAUGGUUGGGCAGUCCGUAGGGAUGUCCCAAGAUAGAUUAUUGAUAUUACAAUUCUAGGCCUAGUGAGUGCUUAGGAAUUGGGGUCUAUGCCAAUGUAAGGAGAUGUACUUGAGCCCGUGCUCAUAGAAUUGCAUUGGGUAGACAUGAUGAGGUGAUUGUGUGCAUGGGGAUGUAGUCGAGUUGGACUCGAGAAUGCACGGUGAAGUAGUUAGCUUAUGUUAAUAAAGGUGCAUGGUGAUGUAGUCGAGUUGGACUCGAGAAUGCAAACAUAUGUGUUAGGGUUGGACCCUAUGUAUUGUUGUGACUAGGGGUCACGGGAUUUUGGGGUAUGUUUGAUAAACAAACCUUGGGCCUACAGGCCGACUACUUGACUUUAUAUAUAAAGUAAGUAUAUUUUAAAACGGGGUAACUUGGGGUUACGGCCUAGAUUAUAUUAUCACCCUAUUUGAGGGUCUUGUGUUUGAAAUACUUGUUGUAUAUCUAUUAGAUGCCAUCCACACCAGCACUUUAUAGCCCUAUAGAGUGCUGACCCCUUCGGGGGCGUCCCACCACCAUUUUUCAGGUUGAGGCUAGAGCUUGCUUCCUGUGCUCGUUGCUCGAGAGAUUCAUCUAGGAGGGAAGACUUGGUUCGUGCUUCCUCCAUUCUGUUUUUAAACAUUAAUAAACAUGCUCAUGGAUAUUUUACUAUAGAGCCUGCGUGCUCAUGAAUAGCCAUGUGUGGCCCUUUUGUUUUAAACAAUGUUUUCCGCUGCGUUAUGAAUUACUUAUUAUGUUUGUUUAUGGAUGUAUAUGUGUGAAUGAUAUUCAAGACGCCUUGUAUAAUAUGAAUGUGUUGGACUGCGGUUGACUAUUCGUAUUGUACGGCGGGUUGUUGACGUGCCCGGAUAGGUCCGGGGCGUGACAAUUAAGUUGGUAUCAGAGCCUUAGUCCAUAAACUUCAUAAUGAAGUCUCAAAAUUCUCUUUUUGAAAAAGAUUUUGAAAACCAUGAGCAUAGGAGUUUUGUACUUGGAGAGCUUUUGGUACUUGGGUUGCAAGGUCUCUAAUUGUUAAGAUGGUACCCUUAGCAAUUGGUAUGGCGGUGACUCGAGCCAAAAUGUGUCUUAAGUACCUAUCCGUCAAUUGACAUUUGAUACGAGUCUAAUGACUCUUUCCAAAUUUCUUUCAGAAAUGGACGGUGGUGGCAGGAUUACUAGGAGAAACCCGACGGGCCGUGUACCAGUGGAGACUGGACAGGGCAGUCGAAGGACCUCUAGGGCGUCUAGGGGAGCUGGCCGUGGAGGCCGAUCACAGACCGUGAGUGACGGUCAUGUUGACACAGAAAGUGAAACCUACUGGUCCUAUGAGGACUCAACUUACCAACCGGAGACCGAGCCGGUUGAGACCCCUUACGAAGGGGAUGACGAUGAUAUAAGUGAUGAAGAAGGGGAGAAUGACUCCCUAGCCAGAAUCGAGGCGCUGCUCCAACAAUAUCAGCGGGAGCGCGAAGAAAGGAGGGAACGCCGAAGG